Molecule: messenger RNA, 282 nt
Organism: Clunio marinus
Lineage: Eukaryota; Metazoa; Arthropoda; Insecta; Diptera; Chironomidae
Source: the annotation of a GenBank genome assembly
AUGGCUUUAGGUCGCAUGCUUACUUAUAUGAGUUUACACACUUUUCCACGUCGUCGUGUGACGACUCAAAUGUUAUUGAACACUCAAAGCGUGCCAUAUGAUCGCGAAGGAAAAGUGUUGCGUGUAGAAAUGAAGCUUAAUAUGGAUAAACAUUACAUAUUUAUAAUCAUAUUACUAGAUGGUUGUGCUAGAAAAGUGAAAAGACAAUUCAUAUCUGCAUAUCAUUAUCUUCACUACCAACAAGCUGUUUCAUUGAUGAGUCUCCACGAGUUGACUUUCUAG